This is a messenger RNA of Panicum hallii, 1504 nucleotides long. Its product is annotated as ADP-glucose phosphorylase. Bases 111 to 1175 code for a protein of 354 amino acids. Gene Ontology annotation, biological process: beta-D-galactose catabolic process via UDP-galactose, Leloir pathway. The transcript has 3 exons. NCBI's taxonomy places the organism in Eukaryota, Viridiplantae, Streptophyta, Magnoliopsida, Poales, Poaceae. Gene Ontology annotation, molecular function: zinc ion binding; UDP-glucose:hexose-1-phosphate uridylyltransferase activity. The record is from RefSeq and is a predicted model, not a curated record.
UCCCACCUGUCAGCGGGUCAGCUCCAGCCCAAGUGUCCUCCCUAGAACACGGAGCGCGCUCUACUCGUCAGCCUUCCAUCGGCGCCACCGCCCGAAGCUUCUAGAAGGCGAUGGCGGAAGCUUCGAGAACCUCGGAGGCGCGCCGGGACGCCGUGUUCGGGCGGUGGGUCGUCUUCUCGCCGGCGCGCUCGCGCCGGCCCACCGACCUCAAGUCCCACAACCCCACCGGCAACCCUAGCCCCGGCCCCGGCGCCGGCGCCCCCAAGCCGUCCUGCCCCUUCUGCGCCGGCCGCGAGUCCGAGUGCGCGCCCCAGAUCUUCCGCGUGCCGCCCGACGACGCGCUGCCGUGGCGGAUCCGCGUCAUCGAGAACCUCUACCCCGCGCUGCGGCGCGACAUCGAGCCGCCGCCCGAGCCGGAGGUGGUUGACGGGGAGGCGGAGGCGGAGGAGCAGCCCGGGGAGCUCGCCGUGCGCGGGUUCGGGUUCCAUGACGUGGUCAUCGAGACGCCGCGCCACGACGUGCGGCUCUGGGACCUGGGCGCCGAGGGGGUCCGCGACGUGCUGCUCGCCUACGCGGCGCGCGUGCGGCAGCUCCGGGAGCACCCCGCGGUGAAGUAUGUUCAGGUGUUCAAGAACCAUGGGGCAUCUGCUGGGGCGUCAAUGGCACAUUCACACAGCCAGAUGCUGGGAACUCCCUUUGUCCCUCCCUCUGUGACAUCUCGGCUUAACUGCAUGAAGGAGGUUUUUGAUAGAUCAGGGAACUGCAGCCUUUGCGAGAUUAGGUCCAAAGAUACCCUGAUCUGCGAGACGCCCAAUUUUUCUGCCAUUGUUCCUUUUGCAGCAUCAUAUCCAUUUGAGAUAUGGAUUAUUCCUCAGCAACAUCUUUCUUAUUUCCAUGAAAUUGAUAAGGAUAAGGCACUGGAUCUUGGGUCUCUGUUGAAGACAAUGCUGCAAAAGUUGUCUAAGCAGCUCAAUGACCCGCCAUUCAACUUUAUGAUCCACAGCGCACCAUUUCGGCUCUCAUCAUCCUGCCUGCCUUACACACACUGGUUCCUCCAGAUAGUGCCCCAGUUAAGUGUAAUAGGUGGGUUUGAGCUUGGAAGUGGGUGCUACAUCAAUCCAGUUUUUCCUGAAGAUGCUGCCAAAAUUUUGAGGGAACUUGACUGUUCAACCUAGCUGGUGGUUGGUAUCUGAUUGUUCCCUAAAUAUGAAAGAAAGCUAUGUUCCACAAUACUUUUCCUGAAAGAAAAAAAUAGCAUGCUAAUAAUCCAAGUGGACAGCUAACAUGAUAUGUAACAGCAGACCUUGUUUUGGCGAGGAUGAUCUGCUGGGGGUUUCACUAAACUUUUAUCUGAAUUCCCCGGCAAAUAGCUAUUGUCAGGCCUGCAUGCCAAGUGUUUUUUUUAUUUAUUUUGUGGGCUGUCAGGUUGAUGAUUGCAUGUUGAUUGUACAAUUGGGUUAAAAACAGAGUUUUCCAGACUAAUAAAUUGUUGAUCUUUCUGACA